AUGGGUGGUAAAUUCUGGAGUCCAGAAGAACAGGAAUAUUUCAUUCACGAAGUCAUGUCCAAGUCCCGCUUCAACGGUAAAGAUGGCGCAUAUAACCCCAACAAAGGCAUGUCAUGGACGGAACUCGCGGACAUGAUGCAACAUGACAUGGAUGAAAGAAAACUUGCUCGUAGACAAUAUACUGGAAAUAUGUUGUAUGAGCACUGGUACCAAACUGUCAAGAAGGAUUGGGGUGAAGAUCGCGUUAGGAUACUGGCGGCAAGUGCGAAAGCUGCUCGGCAUGGUGCUGAUCGACAACCAAGAUCAAAUCGAGUCAAGAAAGCUAAGAAGAGGGUUGAUACGAUGUCACCUUUACCAGUUGCUGCAAAGCAGUCUAAUCAACGUACAAUAAGCCCCAAAGAACAGCGAAAAGAAGUUGUUUCACGCCGAAAUAGCACGGAAUCAUCAGAUUCCACUUCAAACCAUUCUCUCAUGACCUGCUAUCCCGCUCCUGAGAGUUAUUCCACACUAAUUGAAGGUUCGAGCAUGGCUCACAGACGAUUCCCUGAUCCUCCAAUAAACUCCGGUUCAUCAACAAAUCGCCACUUUCACCCAUACAGGGCUCCAGAUGCAUACCGCCAAUCCCACACUAGAGAUCCGGCAACAUAUCACCACCAACGGUACCCUGAACAUCCUGAAGCUCAAACCCCUCUUCAGACCCGUGACCCAGAAAUUCACAUGAGAAUCACUUCUACAACCCCAUCAAAAGCUCCCCACCAACCGCUAAAUCUCCAACAACGCCUGCCUAUCAUGAUCCGCGAUCCCACUCCCGACGGUGACGAAAAUAGUCUUUUCGUCGAGCAAGAUUAUUCCGAAUAUAACCGCAGAACCUCUGUUCCGCGUCCGAAUACCGAGUUGGAUGCCGCGGUCACCAUGACCAUGUUUCAUCGUCAGGAGAUGCAUACUUUGCAUGGAACUCCUGCUAGGAGAUUUGAUCAUUUAGAUGGCCGUCGUACUUUCCAGCAGGUUCGUCCUGAUGCUCAUGCUUAUCAACGGUAUAUUGGGGAUACUACUCCAGAAGUCCGCCUUGCAGCUUCAAUUCCUCGUGCUGAUACGGUUCGCCGGAGCCAGAAGCAGGGUCGGUCAGGCCAGUUGGAAAAGAGCAACGAAGAUGAUGAGAAUGAUGGGAAUGGGAAUGAGUAG
This is a messenger RNA of Botrytis byssoidea, 1182 nucleotides long. RefSeq lists its product as uncharacterized. The record is from RefSeq and is a predicted model, not a curated record. NCBI's taxonomy places the organism in Eukaryota, Fungi, Ascomycota, Leotiomycetes, Helotiales, Sclerotiniaceae. The transcript has a single exon. The coding region runs from base 1 to 1182 and encodes 393 amino acids.